Messenger RNA from Cyphellophora attinorum, 1242 nucleotides. RefSeq names its product Versiconal hemiacetal acetate. The record is from RefSeq and is a predicted model, not a curated record. NCBI's taxonomy places the organism in Eukaryota, Fungi, Ascomycota, Eurotiomycetes, Chaetothyriales, Cyphellophoraceae. The transcript is spliced from 4 exons. Bases 1 to 1242 code for a protein of 413 amino acids.
AUGAUCGAAUUCCUGGUUGAAUUGGAGAUCCUGUACGACGAAGGAGAGCACUACACAGAGCUCGGAAGUCGCCCACAAGACCCAGCAACACACCUCGAGCUUCAGCAGCAACACCAACACCCUACCACCACCAUCAACCUUCACAAUGGGCGACGCCGGCCCCAACGCCCCGAGGGGCUCCAGAAGUCCCUCGACACCACCAAAGUCAGCUACAUGCGCGUCGGCACCUCCGGCCUGAAACUCUCCGUCCCCAUCCUCGGCGCCAUGUCCUUCGGCCACAAAGACUGGCAACCCUGGGUCGUCGACGACCAGGCCGAAGUCGAGAAACUCCUCCUCGCCGCCUGGGACCGUGGCCUCAACACCUGGGACACUGCCAACGUGUACUCCAACGGCGUCUCCGAAAAGAUGAUUGGAGAGGUGGUCAAGAAGAACAAGCUUGAUCGGAAGAAGUUGGUGAUUUUGACGAAAUGUUAUGGGACGGUGGGGGAGGACCCGGCGACGAGUCAUAUCAAGUACCCGGAGUUGAAGGGGACGAAGGAUUAUGUGAAUCAGGGUGGGUUGUCGAGGGCGGCGAUUUUCAAUGCCGUGGAGGCGAGUUUGGAGAGGUUGCAGAUGGAUUACAUUGAUCUGCUACAGAUCCAUCGUUAUGAUUACGAGACACCAGCCGAGGAGACGAUGAAGGCACUGCACGACCUCGUACAGAGCGGCAAGGUCCGCUACAUCGGUGAGCGCCUCCUCAAUGUGGCCUUCCAACUAGCCGAGCUCCAAACCGUCGCCAAAACCAACAGCUGGACCCAAUUCAUCAGCAUGCAAAACCACUACUCCCUCUGCUACCGCGAAGAAGAGCGCGAAAUGAACAAGUACUGCCACAAAACCGGCGUCGGCCUCAUCCCCUGGGCCCCGCUUUACCGUGGCCACCUCGCCCGGCCCCUAGGCUCAGACUCCACGUCCCGCAACGACGCCUCCAAGGCGGCCGGCACGAAGAUGGACGCGGAUAGCCUGACGGAGGAGGACAAGAUUAUUAUUGGGAGGGUGGAGGAGUUGGCGAAGAAGAAGGGCUGGAAGAUGAGUCAGGUUGCGUUGGCGUGGACGGUGCAGAAGGGCGCGAAUCCGAUCGUGGGGUUUAGUGGGGUGGGGAGGUUGGAUGAGGCGGUGGCUGUGAAGGGGAAGGUGUUAACGGAGGAUGAGAUUAAGUAUUUGGAGGAGCCGUAUAAGGCGAAGAGUAUUGUUGGGCACUCGUGA